AGCAAAUUCAGUAGCCUGGAAUCCCCAUAAGAUGCUGGUAGCUGGUCUGCAGUGUUCUGCCUUGCUGCUCAAAGACACCACGAACUUACUGAAGCGGUGCCACAGCUCAAGUGCCUCAUAUCUUUUCCAACAAGAUAAGUUUUAUGAUGUGAACCUGGACGUUGGGGAUAAGUCGGUGCAGUGCAGCCGAAAGGUGGACUGCCUGAAGUUGUGGUUGAUGUGGAAAGCUGUUGGCUCCAGUGGCUUGGAGGAGCGUGUUGACAAAGCUUUUAUUCUUGUGAG
This is a messenger RNA of Austrofundulus limnaeus, 282 nucleotides long. RefSeq names its product cysteine sulfinic acid decarboxylase. Lineage: Eukaryota; Metazoa; Chordata; Actinopteri; Cyprinodontiformes; Rivulidae. The record is from RefSeq and is a predicted model, not a curated record. Gene Ontology annotation, biological process: carboxylic acid metabolic process; taurine biosynthetic process. Gene Ontology annotation, molecular function: sulfinoalanine decarboxylase activity; pyridoxal phosphate binding. Gene Ontology annotation, cellular component: cytoplasm.